ACCUCCGUGCGUCCAGGCGACCGGGCGGUGCGAACCCUAGACGAGAUUAGAUUGGAGGGGAGCGCCACCACCGGCGGAGGAGGACGACGACAAGAUGCUGAGGGUUGCGGGGAGGAGGCUCUCGUCUUCCCUCUCCUGGCGCCCCGCCGCGGCCGCUGCCAGGAACCCGCUUGCCGGCGCUGGCGCCCCCGGCGGGGACGACGACUCCGCCCGCGGCCGGAGCCAGCCGCGGUUCUCCAUCGAGUCCCCCUUCUUCGCCGCCGCCAGGGGUUUCUCUUCUGCUGAAACACUUGUCCCAAGGAACCAAGAUGCUGGCCUAGCUGAUGUUCCAGCAACUGUGGCUGCUGUAAAGAACCCUAACCCAAAGGUGGUUUAUGAUGAGUACAACCAUGAAAGAUAUCCUCCUGGAGAUCCCAGCAAGCGUGCCUUUGCAUACUUUGUCCUGAGUGGUGGGAGAUUCAUUUACGCAUCACUGCUGCGUCUCCUCGUAUUGAAGUUUGUCCUAAGCAUGUCAGCAAGUAAGGAUGUGCUUGCCCUCGCUUCACUCGAGGUGGACCUCUCCAGCAUUGAACCAGGCACCACAGUGACUGUGAAGUGGCGUGGGAAGCCGGUCUUCAUCAGGCGCCGGACUGAGGAUGACAUCAAGCUGGCCAACAGCGUGGACGUCGCGUCCCUGCGCCACCCAGAGCAGGACGCGGAGCGCGUGAAGAACCCUGAGUGGCUGGUGGUCAUUGGCGUCUGCACCCACCUCGGCUGCAUCCCGCUUCCGAACGCAGGAGACUUUGGUGGCUGGUUCUGCCCGUGCCACGGCUCCCACUACGACAUCUCCGGGAGGAUCCGUAAGGGACCUGCGCCGUUCAACCUUGAGGUGCCCACCUACAGUUUCUUGGAGGAGAACAAGCUGCUCAUAGGCUAAGAGCUUGGAAAGCACCGUCAAUUUUAUCUACCUUAAUCCACAGAGGUGAAUCCCUUCUGUGCUGUUAUAUUGUUUCUUUUUUUGUUGGGUUGGCUAAAAUUUUGUUUCGCCGGAGUCAGGGCCAUGCCAUGAUGGUUUACUGUCAUCUGCUAAAGUGAAUGUUUCAAGUAAAAAUAAUUUGCCACUGUUCUGCUACUGAAAUGUAAGUUGGAAAUGAAUUGGGAACUUCAUUUUUUCCAAGGUAAUGUAGGAAGGAUAUUGGAUGCAUCAUUCUGGCACAUUCUCAUGUGAUGAAUAAUAAGCAGUCUCUGUUAA
This is a messenger RNA of Panicum hallii, 1231 nucleotides long. RefSeq names its product cytochrome b-c1 complex subunit Rieske, mitochondrial. Lineage: Eukaryota; Viridiplantae; Streptophyta; Magnoliopsida; Poales; Poaceae. The record is from RefSeq and is a predicted model, not a curated record. Gene Ontology annotation, biological process: mitochondrial electron transport, ubiquinol to cytochrome c. Gene Ontology annotation, cellular component: membrane. The transcript is spliced from 2 exons. The coding region runs from base 95 to 916 and encodes 273 amino acids. Gene Ontology annotation, molecular function: 2 iron, 2 sulfur cluster binding; quinol-cytochrome-c reductase activity.